This is a messenger RNA of Erigeron canadensis, 1182 nucleotides long. Its product is annotated as ran-binding protein 1 homolog b-like. The transcript is spliced from 4 exons. NCBI's taxonomy places the organism in Eukaryota, Viridiplantae, Streptophyta, Magnoliopsida, Asterales, Asteraceae. The record is from RefSeq and is a predicted model, not a curated record. Gene Ontology annotation, biological process: nucleocytoplasmic transport. The coding region runs from base 105 to 836 and encodes 243 amino acids. Gene Ontology annotation, molecular function: GTPase activator activity. Gene Ontology annotation, cellular component: nuclear pore; cytoplasm.
UACAUACACGCACGAUACAAUACAAAAAACCAGAAUCCAUAACUUUUUUCCUGAAAAAUCAAAACUUCUUUGUUUCAAAAAUUUGACCCACACAAACACACAACAUGUCAUCAAGCAGCAGCAAAGGCAAAGGACCGGAGCUCACGGAUGAAGAAGACACCACCAACGACGCCGCCGGCGAAGAAGAAGAUACCGGAGCCCAGGUUACUCCGAUUGUCAAACUUAAAGCCGUCGCCGUUUCCACCGGUGAAGAAGAUGAAAACGCUAUCCUCGAUCUUAAGGCAAAGUUAUAUAGGUUUGAUAAGGAUAGUGAUCAGUGGAAAGAAAGAGGUGCUGGUUCUGUUAAGCUGUUAAAGCAUAAAGUAACUAACAAAGUUCGUCUCCUUAUGCGACAAGCCAAAACCCUCAAAAUCUGUGCUAAUCAUUGGAUUCUUCCGACUAUAUCAAUUCAAGAACAUGUUGAAAACGAGAAGUCAUGUAUUUGGCGAGCUUCUGAUUUUUCUGAUGGUGUACUCAAAGAUGAGCUUUUCUGCAUGAAAUUUCAAACCAUUGACAUUCGUAGGCAGUUCAUGAAAACAGUUCAACAAGUGGCUGAGUCUCAACUGAACAAGAACAGAGUGACCGUGUCUCGACAGGAUAAGGAAGAGAAUGGAGUGGCCAAGUCUCCGCAGGCUGUGGAGAACAAAGUGGCUGAGGCUCAACAGGACGAGAAUGAAGAUGCCUCAAAUGCUGCUCGGAUGCUUGAGAACUUAAGUGUUGAAGAUAGAGCCCAAAAGGGAGAACCAGAAUCAAAGUCAGAGGUGAAGAAGGAAGAGGCUCCAGCUUCUUCAACUUAAAUCGUUAGCUUAUUAUUUUGAAACAAGCAAGGUCAAGUAUCGCUUUUCCCCUAGUGUCACUAAACCAAGUUUUUAAAGUUGCUAUGUCAUGGGAAUUAAGUAUGUCAUUGGGGUUCUGAUGAAACUUUUGGUUAUGCUGCCAUUUGAAGGUCAAGUGUCAAAUGUUUGGUCUUGUUUUGUUCUAGUUGGUUUUAGAGAUGCUAAAUAGUACAUCUGUCCAUGGCAUGCUUCGCAGGUAGUUGUAUAUGAGUUUACUUGUGUUUAAAGUGGCAAAACCAUGGUAGUAGAACAUAUUAUUUUGGCCUGUUGAUAUCAAUUGUCACUAUAUCACUGCAGAGGUUAUUCA